CGCUGCCGUAAGACCCAUCGGGGCGUGUCUGGCUGCUGGCGACUAUGCCGGGAGGUUCUUUCGAGGAGUUAGACUCGAACUAUGGCGAUAAUGGGCGAAGCUUGGCAGCACUCUUGCUCCUAUACCCCUUGCCGGGGCUCGUCACGAUUGUGAAAGCUAUAUCUCUUCUGCAAGUGGACGUAGAGCCUAUGUGGCACGCAGUCUUCCGGUGGCUGCUGUGUCUUGUCUGUGAGGAACUUGAACAAAAUGGCAGACCUCUUAUAUGAAAACUACGGCUCAUGUUCAUGAUUUCUGUAUUGUAUGAGAGGGAGCAACGGGCUAGAUGACUUUCAGAGAAAAGAACCGUAC
Messenger RNA from Xylaria bambusicola, 348 nucleotides. RefSeq lists its product as uncharacterized. The transcript has a single exon. Lineage: Eukaryota; Fungi; Ascomycota; Sordariomycetes; Xylariales; Xylariaceae. Bases 45 to 266 code for a protein of 73 amino acids. The record is from RefSeq and is a predicted model, not a curated record.